CUCACCUCACCCACACUAUCCCUCACCUCAUCACUGCACUGCGCCCACUCCCCUCACUCCCACGCAAACGCAGUGGCCACAAUGCGCCGCCUCCACCUUGCCGCCGUCCUCCUCGUCUUCCUCCCCCUCGCCGUCUCGGCCGCCGGGACAAAGGAGGCGGCGAAGGCGCCCGCUGCGCCGCCAGCCCCGCCGAACAUCACUGCGGCGAUGGUGAAGGGCGGCUGCAAGGCGUUCGCGGCCCUGGUGGCGGCAUCCCCAGACGCGCGCACCACGUUCCAGUCGGCCGGCGACGGCGGCGUGACGGCGUUCUGCCCCAGCGACGACGCCGUCAGGUCGUUCAUGCCCAGGUACAAGAACCUGACCGCCGACGCCAAGGCGUCGCUGCUCCUUUUCCACGCCGUGCCCGUGUACUACUCGCAGCGGAGCCUCAAGUCCAACAACGGCGUCAUGAACACGCUCGCCACCGACGGGUCGGCCAACAACUUCAACUUCACGGUGCAGAACGAGGGGGAGCAGGUGACCAUCAAGACGGACGCCUCCGACCACGCCGCGCGGCUCAAGUCCACGGUGUACGACAAGGACCCCAUCGCCAUCUACGCCCUGGACACGGUGCUCGAGCCGGUGGAGCUCUUCGAGCCAGCGGAGUCGCCGGCGCCGGCGCCGGCUCCCGCCCCUGUCGCGGACGCGCCCAAGGCUCCCAAGAAGACUCGUCACCGGCAUGUGGCGGACGCGCCCGGGCCGGCCGCCGCCGACGACGACACGUCGCCCGCCGACCAGAAGAAGAACUCCAAGAAGAGCGCGUCGCCCGCUGCCCCAACUCUACGGUGGCUUGCAGCCCUGCCCGUCGCCGUGGCCGUGGCCGCCGCCUUGGCCUAGCCGGCUAGCGCAGGGGCUUUUUCCUCCUUCGCGGUAGAUCUGUACGGGAGGUGGUGGUGUGUCGGUGGCUUGUGUGCGUCUUUGUGUCGGUCAGUGCGUGUGCUCGUGCAGUGAAGUUUCUUCGUCGCCUUUUCUUACUCCAUUGAUGUAUUGUUUAGAAUUGAAAGUUGACGUGGUAUAGUUUGGACCAGGGUCAGAGACCUGAAAUUUUGUGUGUUUCAA
Lolium perenne is the source of this 1098-nucleotide messenger RNA. Its product is annotated as fasciclin-like arabinogalactan protein 1. Gene Ontology annotation, cellular component: plasma membrane. The record is from RefSeq and is a predicted model, not a curated record. Gene Ontology annotation, biological process: plant-type secondary cell wall biogenesis. Lineage: Eukaryota; Viridiplantae; Streptophyta; Magnoliopsida; Poales; Poaceae.